AUGACGCGUCCCAAAGAGGAGCACGUCUCUGGAAGCCAGCUUAUGGGCGAUAGCCCCGCUGUGAUAGUCCCGGACGAAGCAUUUCAGCUGUCCGGUACUGCCUUGUCUCUCAACGGUAGCGCGAGGAGAGUUGGAGAAGGGGACGACGACGUCGAAGAGCGCCUUCGUAUUCUUGUCGAUUUCCGCACACCGGACGAGCUCGUGCCAGAACUCUUCCAUGGUGACGUCGGCGAGCUUUCUCUGACCCGGGACGGCCCGAGCAGUGACAAGCGUUUUGAUACUGACGCACCGGCGAGGGCGAUAAGGAGCGCAGUCACCUUCUCGCGAAGGACGGCGAACAGCUCAUCAGUCGGCCUUUCGGCAAACUUGACGAUGACAUCGCGCCCCGAGUUCUUGAGUACAGACGAGGAAGCCUGCAUCAUCGAACCCGAACCUCGGCAAGCGUCGUUGAUGUACGACGUGAGGAGCUCCAACGAACAGUCAAUGUCGGUGAAGGUAUGGGGGAAAAUCCGCACUAGCACAGAGCGCGAGUUCUCGACCGGGUUGCCCUGCUUCACAUGGAUCGGCGGGGGCUUCUUAGCGGGAGCGGGCGGAGCCGGCUUCUUAGAGGAAGGCGUCCCUGCCGCGGGUUGUCCGGGGCGGGUGACGAGAGCAGAAGACCCGGUGGGCCCAGGAGGGGGCGGAGCGCCAGGGCGAGAGUACCCCGGGCAAGUGCUCUCGGCAGCCUUGAACGCGAGAGACCCUUUUGCCCACCAAAGCGUCAAGCUGCCUAAUGGCUCCCAUUGUUUGUAA
Rhodofomes roseus is the source of this 792-nucleotide messenger RNA. RefSeq lists its product as uncharacterized. The record is from RefSeq and is a predicted model, not a curated record. The transcript is spliced from 2 exons. NCBI's taxonomy places the organism in Eukaryota, Fungi, Basidiomycota, Agaricomycetes, Polyporales, Fomitopsidaceae. Bases 1 to 792 code for a protein of 263 amino acids.